Molecule: messenger RNA, 1843 nt
Organism: Caenorhabditis elegans
Lineage: Eukaryota; Metazoa; Nematoda; Chromadorea; Rhabditida; Rhabditidae
Gene: chil-4
Product: GH18 domain-containing protein
Exons: 4
Coding region: 31-1404 (457 amino acids)
Biological process (GO): carbohydrate metabolic process
Molecular function (GO): chitin binding
Source: RefSeq, marked reviewed
GAAACUAUUCCACCAUUCAAAUUUGUUCUCAUGAAUCCUGCUGAUUUGAACUCAACAAGUGUCCCUCUUUUAAGAAAUCAAAACAUAACACAAAAAAACAACCGUCAAUGGAAAAAUUUUAUCAAGCAUUGUUAUAUUUUGAUAACAAUUUUAGUGUUAUCCGCACCAAUUGCAUUUUCAUUGUCAAAGUUAAUAAUGGUGGCUCGUCAUAAAAGUCCGACAGUUUCAAAUUUGAUAAGAGUGUUCAUUCCUUCAUCGAAAAAAUUAAAAACCACGACAGAAAAAAAUUUGCCUACAACGAAACAACUGUUUAAAUAUAGCACUGAAACAAUUUUUCCUCCUGCUGCAUUGUGUGGGAAGCGAAUUGUUGGAUAUUUUGCAGAAUUCGAAAACACUGCUCUAACAAGAAAACAACUCCAAAUGCUAACGCAUAUUAUUUACUUGUUUGCUAUUCCAAAAAAUGGAAAUAUGACUUUUGGCGGAGAACGUUCUCGCCGAAAAUUCGAAGAGAUGAAAAAUGAAGCAAGGAAGGCAAACUCUACACUGAAAGUAAUGAUCAGUAUAGGCGGACAAUCAAAUUCUCGUUCAUUUUCGCGAUUGGUGUCUAAUGAAACGUCACGUAACGUCUUCGUCAACUCUAUUGUCUCGUUUGUCCAAAAAUACGAUAUAGAUGGAAUCGAAAUAUUUUGGACAUGGCCCAAAUACGAGGAUGCGAAUAACUAUUUAAUAUUCAUUCAAGAACUUCGAUACGCAUUCAUAGAACUUCAAAAAAAGCUGAAUAGGAAAGAAGACUAUGUGAUCAGUAUAAUUGUCAACUGUUACGACAACCAGUUAUCCAAUUUGAUGGGUUUUUCAAAGUUUGUCGACUUUUUCAAUAUUUAUUCAAUACAUUAUCAAUCAAGACAAGUUGGUCCAUCCUCACCAUUGUAUGGAGGAGGAAGUAGAAACAUCGAUGAGACAAUGAAGUAUUAUAUUUGUAGAACUGGGCAGCCAAGUAAAUUUAAUAUGAUGGUUUUGUUUCACGGAACAUUUUGGAAAGGUGCCGAAUUACCAUUACGCAAUGAUUCUGAUGAUAUAUUCAAAGACCAAAACUCGGCAAAAGGAGGAUUUGCUGUACGUUGGAGAGAGCUACUUCAACAGAAAUGGGACAUGAGCAACAUUAAAUUCCACAAUUUAACAAAAACCUCAUAUAUGUGGAUUCCUGGUUCAUCCUUGUUUUUGACUUUAGAAGACGAACAAAGUUUAAGAGUAAAAAAUCGAUAUGUUGCUGAUCAUAAUAUUGGAGGAAUAACCAUGUGGACAAUUGAUCAGGAUGAUGGUGAUCACACUCUUUUGAAAGUUGUAUCUUCUGCUGAAUUAUGCACCGGAGAUGAAAAGAAUACGAUAAAAUUCAAGUGUGAAUGAGUGAAUUUAGUAUUUAUCAAUUUAAUUUUCGAUGACAGUUAAAGUGGAUAGCCAACUCUUUCCCAGUAGGGAAAGAUGAAUUUUCGGUCAAUUAAUUGGAAACAUUGCAUAAAUUCUCACAUUGCUAUAUUGCUGCUGACUAUGUUGUUAUUAAUCAGACAUGAUAAAUGUUUUUUUCUGUAUUUACAUUAUUUCUAUAACUUGUCAAUGAAAUAUGUAUAAAUUUUGUUUUAGAAAUUAACUUCCCAUUCGAGCAACUUUGUUUUCAUGAAUCUUUCUGCUUCAGACUCAACAAGUGCCUCACUUUUAGAAAAUCAAAAAAUGUUAGAUUAUUAAAUUGUCUGGAAUUAAAUGUGACUAUGCUUUUUCCAAACAUGCUGUCUUACUCAAUCAAAACAAUUCAUUUUUAUUCUUGGCCAUUUUCCAUUAGCAAUAUUCC